Messenger RNA from Patiria miniata (bat star), 960 nucleotides. RefSeq names its product monocarboxylate transporter 12-like. Gene Ontology annotation, molecular function: monocarboxylic acid transmembrane transporter activity. The transcript has 3 exons. The record is from RefSeq and is a predicted model, not a curated record. Gene Ontology annotation, biological process: monocarboxylic acid transport; transmembrane transport. The coding region runs from base 1 to 960 and encodes 319 amino acids. NCBI's taxonomy places the organism in Eukaryota, Metazoa, Echinodermata, Asteroidea, Valvatida, Asterinidae.
AUGUCGACCUGCUUUAAGUGUUGUCCCUAUACUGACAACUUGAGGGCGCUAAUUGGGCGCCGUUUUCCGACAAACUAUGGUAUUGCAGCAGGAAUUGGGGGUUCGGGAGCUCCAAUAGGCCUGAUCACUGCUGGCCCAUUUACCCAACUGCUGCUGGAUACGUAUGGCUGGAGAGGGGCUUUGCUUAUUCUUGGAGGGUUCGCCCUGCAUCUUGGGGUGUGUGGCGCCAUCUUGCGUUCAUCGUCGACUGAUGAAACCGUGACAAAUAGCAGCUAUCAGCCGGUGAGCACCGACGCCAAUGAGGAACCUCGAAUUGGUUCAUCAAGUGCCGAGGAGAAAGGCAACCUGAAGCAGUCAUCACGAUCAUAUAAUAUUUUCAAAGACCCCCUCAAGGCCAUGGUGAAACACAUUGGAAUCUCAGUUUGUUUCCAGGUCUCAUUUUGGUUCACAGCAGUCAUCUUCAUAUUGGGCCGCUUUGUGGAUGAUCAUUGGUUGAUCUAUUACGUUUCUCAAGCAGAAGCAAAAGGAUUCUCUCCAUACGAGGCUGUGACAUUCACCACAGCCGGAGGGGUCGGCAGCGUCGUUUCCAGGAUUGUGUUUGGUUUUAUCGUCGACAGAAAUUUGUUGAAUUUACGACCGGCGUUGGUGCUGAUGAUCGUACUGAGUUCCUCGGCUCUACUGAUAGCUCCCUGGUUAAAUACCUACUGGCUGAUGAUGGCCGGCUCCUUCGUCUUUUGUGCUGGGAAUGGAGCAAUUGCCUUAUUGAAUGAUCUGUACACCAGGGAGCUGCUUGGAACUGAUCUCUUGGUAUGUGCUUUCGCUUGGAUGGAAAUGUUGACGGCCAUUUUAGGUUUCAGCCUUGGAUUCUUUCCAGGUUGGAUGUACGACCGGAGUGGGAGUUUUGAUUGGGCCUUUUUAUUCUGGGAUGCAUAUCAGCUCUUUCGUUGGUGGGGCUGUUGA